Tetrahymena thermophila SB210 is the source of this 3156-nucleotide messenger RNA. RefSeq names its product protein phosphatase 2c. The record is from RefSeq and is a predicted model, not a curated record. Gene Ontology annotation, biological process: protein dephosphorylation. Gene Ontology annotation, molecular function: protein serine/threonine phosphatase activity; cation binding. The transcript has 5 exons. NCBI's taxonomy places the organism in Eukaryota, Ciliophora, Oligohymenophorea, Hymenostomatida, Tetrahymenidae.
AUGGGGAGCGGAAAUGGUAAGAAUAAAGUCAAAAAUGAUAAUAAAAGCUAAAAUAAUUCAAUUCCAUAAGCAUAAAAUUAGAAAAAUUACAAUGCUGUCUAAAACUUUAAGAGAAAAAUAGAUGAAGAGUUCUAAAGCAAUAAUAGUCAGAGUGAAAGCGAUUAAAAAUCUGUAUCAUAAAAUGAAAUGUAUAAUUAAGACUUUAAAAACUAGAAACCCAAUUUGAAAAGAUUUAGUAUUAGUUAAUAAAUACAGCUAUCUAAAAAGGAGGAAUAUAGAAUAAAUAAUUCUCUAUAAAUAUUCGUAAAUAAAAAUAAUGAAACAGGCCUUUAGCAAAGAAAAUAAACUUAAUAGAUAAAUUUGAGAUAAUAAUUAUAAAUCCCUAAAUAGAGACAGUAUCGAAAUAAAUUAUAAGAAGAGGAAGAAGAAGAAGAAAAAUAGAUUGAUUUUAGAGCAGCUGUAUCAGAAUAGAGUUAUGAAGGAGAUAAAAAAAGCAUAUAAAACUCAAUACAAGCACCAAAAUAAAAGGUUAGAUAAAUGAAUUAUUUUAAUAAUCUAUAAAUAAAUGGAAGUAGCUUGUUUAAAUCAUCAAGAAAAAUUUAAACUGUUAACAAUUUCACUGAAGAUUAUUCAAGGCACUAAAAGAAAUUACUUCUUUAGUCUAUGAAAAAUCUUUAAAAAGCUAACGAAAACGAUGAUAAUGAUACUAGCAGCUAUUAGUCAAGCGCUUAUAGCAAAAGUAGUCCCAAAAGCAAAAAAGUGUCAUCUAAUAGCCCUCAAUAGAAAACUUCUUGUAUGAAUACUCCUCUUAGCUUAAAAAAAAUACAAAUAUAAAAAGGAAAUGGAAAUGGAAACCAUGCUUCUUUUAGCAGAGACAAAUUAAAAAAAUUCUCUUAAAAAACAGUAAAAGACCUUCUGGAAUAGAAUAUUUUCAAAAUUUAAAACAGCUAAAAGGAAAAUUUUGAAACAGAAUAAGAUUAAGAUACCACAAGCCUUAAUCAAUAGAUUAAUUAGAAAUAAGAAACAUGGAUUCAUGCUUCCAUUUCUAAAAUUUCCUCUUCCCCAGCAAGUGAAAAAUUUUUGUAAGAAAGUAAUCAUAGUUAACAACAACUUAAAGGUAACAAAUAAUAUUAAUAACUUGGCAGCUUAGAUUCAUAAAACUAAAAUAUUGUUGAUGAGAGAAACACACUAGCAACAUCAAAGAUUCUAUAAAAAUCAAAUGAAGUUACUUCUUAAACACUAAAAACUAGAUAAGAUUUGGAUAACCCUAUUACAAGUCAUGCAUCAGAAAGUACAUUUAAAAAGCAUGCCCAUCUAAAAAGAGAUAGAUUGAAUUAAGAAAUAGCUUCUCUUUAAGAUAUUUCCCAGUAGAAUGAAAAGGAUUUUAAGGCAUUCUAAAAUGAUGAUAGUUAGCAAGAAUAAGAUAUGCUGCAAUCUAAAAGAAUUAUUAUAAGACCUACAAGUUAAAUUAUUAACAGUUACAGAAACAUCCAAUCCUAAAAUUCCUUACAAGAAAAAGAAAUAGAAGAAGACAGUACUGAGUUAAAAAAUAUGAAAAUAAAUUAAUAUUAAAAUAGUGGUGAGUAUUAAGAGGAGGUGGAAGAGGAGGAAUAAGAAGAAGAAGAAUAUUUAGAUGAUGGUAAUGAUUAAGAAAAUGAAAAUGUUUAUAACAACUUUAUAGAUAUGCAAAAUAGUUAAAAGAAGCGUCUAACAAAAGAUGAAGGUUUAAACAUAGAAUAAAACUAUGAACUUUAGGAAGUAGAAGAAUUAAAUGAUUCUUUGUUGACGACAUAUGAUAUUGGAUACAUAGACUUUAACAACAAUUUAAAAUCCCAUGAAAAUGAAGAUUAAACCUCUAAUGAAUUAAAAACUACAUUUAAAUCUAAAAAAAAUAUUACUUAUUUAUCGAAUGAUUUAUAGCCAAAGGUAAAAAGAGUUUAUGUCAGGAGUGUUUUGUAAUAAAUGCAUACAUUUCAAUAUUACGGAUAAAAAAAUUUUAAAUUUGAAAUGGUUAUUGGUGAGGUUUAACAAGCAGCUUAUUUUCAAAAAUAUUUAAAAUAGAAAAUUAAACAUUCAGAUAUUUAAAAGAACGAUUAAUCAUAUUAAUCUGCUGAUUCUGAUUCUGAAUAAUAGGAAAGAAUAAUUCCUAAUAUAAGCGCUUUUGCUCCUAAAAAAUUUAGAGUUGUAGGUGGCACGAUGUACGAUUAAGAGUUUUAAUAAAAUAAUUAAUUAAGGAAUGCUGUUAGUGACAUGGAAGAUUCUUAACUCUUUAUCAAUAGAAAAAAGUAUGUUAAAGAUCUGGAUAAAUUAAGUAAAUUUGGUGUUUCUGUUUGCUCUAGAAAGGGUAACAAAGAAGAAGACAUCUAAAUAUAAAGUGAUUAUAUUUAUUAUAGAGAUCGAUUAACAUCUAUUUUUGGUGUUUUUGAUGGGCAUGGUCCUUUUGGGUAUUAAAUAAGUAAUAUUGCUUAUAAGUUACUUCUUACCAAAUUUUUGAACUCUCUCAAUUCGUUUGUAAAUCCUGAACUUGCUCUAAGACAAAUUUAUAGAAAUUUAUCGAAAGAUAUCAAUAAAAUAAUUUAAUAAGAAGGGAUAGUAGCAAAUUAAUUUAUUAGUGGAAUUAGUUGCACUUUUAUUGUGAAGAGAAAAAAUAAUUUACUAAUAAGUCAUGUUGGUGAUACUAAAGCUUUCGUCUUUAAAAAAAAUGUAAAUUUGAAUAAAAAAGAUAAAAUUUUGGCUGUUUAGCUGACUGAAGAUCACACUCCGAAUAAUAUUUAAGAGAGAAACAGAAUUUAUAGAGAACAUGGAGAAGUUAAGAGAUCGUAAGAUUUUUCAGAAAAAAUAUUUGUAAGAGGAAGAGAUUAUCCUGCCAUUCAUAUUACAAGAUCGAUAGGAGAUCUGAUAGCAUAAUAGAUUGGGGUAAUAAGUGAGCCUUAUAUCAGACAUUAUGAUAUUGAUAUAAAUGAUAGCUAUUUAUUAAUAGGAACAUAAAGUCUUUUUGAUUUGAUAAACACUGAAGAAAUUUGGUAGGUAAUAAGUCCAUUUGAAGGAAAUAAUGUACUUGAAGCAAGCAAAUAUUUAUAGAGUCGUGUUAAAUAAUUAAAAAAACAACACCCUCAAAUGAGCGAAGAUAUAACAUUUGUUCUUUAGUAUUUAUGA